UAAAACUCAUUAACGGCCUUCUUCUUCUUCUUCUUCUACUUCCUGUUUACGUAUCUCUCUCUUUCUACUCUCCUACUGUUUAUCUGCCUCUCUCUCUCUCUCUCUCUCUCUCUUUCUCUCUCUUUCAUCCACCUUUCGUCGAACACAUUAUCUACGUUACUAGUUCGCUUUCGUUUUCGCUCUAAUGGCGCUAGAUUCCACCACCGAAAAGCUCUCCAAGCUCGGAAUCGAUGGGGAUCUCGCUGCUUCUGCGCCUAAUCUUCAGAAAAACAUCCACCUUCUGUCACCUCAACAGAUUGAGCUUGCGAAGAUUCUGUUGGAAACGGGACAAAGCCAUCUUUUCCAGCAUUGGGCUGAGCCUGGCGUUGAUGAUGAGGAAAAGAAAGCUUUCUUCGAACAGGUGACUCGUCUUAAUUCAAGCUAUCCUGGUGGCUUGGCAUCAUACAUUAAAACUGCAAAAGAACUCUUAGCAGAUUCAAAAGCUGGAAGGAACCCAUUUGAUGGCUUCACACCUUCAGUUCCAAAAGGUGAAGUCUUGACUUUUGGUGAUGACAACUUUAUAAAUUUCGAAGAUGCAGGCAUUAGGGAAGCCCAUAAAGCAGCUUUUGUUCUUGUUGCUGGUGGGCUUGGGGAACGUUUGGGAUACAAUGGAAUUAAGGUGGCUCUUCCAAGAGAAACCACUACAGGAACAUGUUUUUUACAGCAUUACAUUGAAUCUAUUCUGGCCCUUCAAGAUGCUAGCUGUAAGCUUACGCAAGGUAAAUGUCAAGCAAAGAUUCCCUUUGUCAUAAUGACAUCAGAUGACACACAUUCCCGUACUUUGCAACUUUUAGAAGCAAAUUCUUAUUUUGGAAUGGAGCCGACACAAGUAAAGCUUCUAAAGCAGGAAAAAGUUGCAUGCUUAAAUGAUAAUGAUGCCCGGCUUGCUCUGGACCCACAUAAUAAGUACAGGAUACAGACCAAACCUCAUGGCCAUGGUGAUGUGCAUUCCCUACUAUAUUCCAGUGGCCUUCUAAAUUCGUGGCAUGAUGCUGGUUUCAGAUGGGUUCUAUUUUUCCAAGAUACAAAUGGACUUCUGUUCAAUGCAAUUCCAGCAGCUUUAGGUGUAAGCGCUGCCAAACAAUAUCAUGUUAAUUCCCUUGCUGUUCCACGGAAAGCAAAAGAAGCCAUAGGAGGAAUAACCCGACUUACUCAUGCUGAUGGUAGAACAAUGGUGAUCAAUGUGGAAUACAACCAACUUGAUCCUCUUCUUAGAGCUACUGGACAUGCUGAUGGAGAUGUGAAUUGUGAGACUGGCUAUUCCCCUUUCCCUGGAAAUAUAAACCAAUUGAUUUUGGAGCUUGGUCCUUACAUUGAGGAGCUCACAAAGACAGGAGGCUCUAUAAAAGAGUUUGUAAACCCAAAAUAUAAAGAUGCCAGCAAAACUUCAUUCAAGUCUUCAACUCGGCUAGAGUGCAUGAUGCAAGACUAUCCACAAACGCUGCCUCCUACAGCUAGGGUUGGAUUCACGGUAAUGGAUGCAUGGCUUGCUUAUGCUCCUGUGAAGAACAACCCUGAGGAUGCUGCUAAGGUACCAAAGGGAAAUCCAUAUCAUAGUGCAACUUCCGGAGAAAUGGCCAUCUACCGUGCAAAUAGCCUCAUUCUAAGAAAGGCUGGUGUCAAAGUAGCCGAUCCAGUGGUGCAGGUGUUCAAUGGGCAGGAAGUGGAAGUGUGGCCUUGUAUCGCAUGGAAGCCGAAAUGGGCUCUCACUUUUGCGAAUGUUAAAAAGAAAGUCGGUGGAAGUUGCUGCAUAUCUCAAAGAUCUACAAUGGUUAUUAAGGGUCGUAACGUCUUUGUGGAAGAUCUCUCUUUGGAUGGGGCCCUUCUCAUUGAUGCCAUUGAUCAUGCAGAGGUAAGAAUAGGGGGUUCAAUUCAGAACAAGGGCUGGACCAUCGAAAAUGUUGAUUAUAAAGAUACUUCAGUGCCUGAGGAACUAAGGAUCAGAGGUUUCAGAAUUAACAAAAUUGAGCAGCUGGAAAAGAACUACUCUGAACCUGGCAAGUUCUCCUUGAAGCCUUGAAGUUGGCUGAUUCACAGAGUUAGUUAAAUCUUUUGGCAAGUUCUCAAGCCAGAUAAAUUUCCUUUGUAUUUUUCUUAGACCCCCUUGAAUUAGGGGGAAAAAAUCAUAUCAAGUAUGAAAUUUUUUAGGUAAAAAUUUUGUACGGCCUUCCUUUUGUGAACUUUUGUUUUUAGUAUUAUUUAAUCUUAUUCUGAAACAAUCUGAUUCAAAACAUGUAAGUUUUCUGUGGAAAUACCCAAUAAAUUUCCCAUUUUCAGUUGUGCUUUA
Messenger RNA from Ziziphus jujuba (common jujube), 2326 nucleotides. RefSeq names its product UDP-sugar pyrophosphorylase. Gene Ontology annotation, biological process: UDP-N-acetylglucosamine biosynthetic process. Lineage: Eukaryota; Viridiplantae; Streptophyta; Magnoliopsida; Rosales; Rhamnaceae. The transcript is spliced from 17 exons. Bases 185 to 2059 code for a protein of 624 amino acids. The record is from RefSeq and is a predicted model, not a curated record. Gene Ontology annotation, molecular function: UDP-N-acetylglucosamine diphosphorylase activity.